CUGAGGAGAGAUCGUUGAGCGCAAAGCGCAGCGUGCAGCGACAGACAGCUCGGGAUACCCACCGACGGGCGCAGCUGGAAAGAGCCCAGCCCAGAGGCGUGCUCUGAGCCGAGACAGCCGAGCCCGGCGGCGUCUCCGGGCCGCUCCACGCACCCGCCGGCGCCCUCCUAGCGUCCCUGCUCCGCGCUGCGCCCCUCCGGCCAGCAUGAGGCUCCUGGCGGCUGCGCUGCUCCUGCUGCUCCUGGCGCUAUGCGCCGGGCGCGUGGACGGAUCCAAAUGCAAGUGCUCCCGGAAGGGGCCCAAAAUCCGCUACAGCGACGUGAAGAAGCUGGAAAUGAAGCCAAAGUACCCGCACUGCGAGGAGAAGAUGGUUAUCAUCACCACCAAGAGCGUAUCUAGGUACCGGGGCCAGGAGCACUGCCUGCACCCCAAGUUGCAGAGCACCAAGCGCUUCAUCAAGUGGUACAACGCCUGGAACGAGAAGCGUAGGGUCUACGAAGAAUAGCAUGAAAAAUCUCUGAUAGAAAAACUCCAGACCAGUUGGGAGACUUCAGCAAAGGACUUUGCAAAUUAAAA
Molecule: messenger RNA, 576 nt
Organism: Castor canadensis (American beaver)
Lineage: Eukaryota; Metazoa; Chordata; Mammalia; Rodentia; Castoridae
Gene: Cxcl14
Product: C-X-C motif chemokine ligand 14
Biological process (GO): immune response
Cellular component (GO): extracellular region
Molecular function (GO): chemokine activity
Source: RefSeq, a predicted model, not a curated record